This is a messenger RNA of Panicum hallii, 1086 nucleotides long. RefSeq names its product serine/arginine-rich SC35-like splicing factor SCL33. The transcript has 6 exons. Bases 147 to 770 code for a protein of 207 amino acids. The record is from RefSeq and is a predicted model, not a curated record. Lineage: Eukaryota; Viridiplantae; Streptophyta; Magnoliopsida; Poales; Poaceae. Gene Ontology annotation, molecular function: RNA binding.
GGCUGUACGCCGCCGUCCGCGUGAUAAAGCGCCGGCGCCUUCUCGCGUUGCCACCCGAAGUUUCCAGACACGAGCCGACUAAUCGAAGCGCUCCUUCCUCCUCCCCCCUCGAGCUCCCGACUGAUCCGGCCUCGUUUGCGAUCAACAUGAGAAGGGGCUACAGUUACAGUCCUUCGCCACCAAGGGGUUACAGGAGAAGGGCUCGCAGCCCAAGCCCCCAUGAUCAUUACAGUGGCCGUGGCAGAGAUCUCCCAACCAGUCUUUUGGUCAGGAAUCUCCGUCGGGAUUGCAGGCCAGAAGACCUUCGCCGCCCAUUCGGACAGUUUGGCCGACUUAAAGAUAUAUAUCUGCCAAGAGAUUAUUACACUGGGGAGCCCCGAGGAUUUGGUUUUGUGCAGUAUUAUGAUCCAGAAGAUGCUGCUGAUGCAAAGUACUAUAUGGAUGGGCAGCUAGUUCUUGGCAGGCAAAUAGCUGUUGUAUUUGCAGAGGAGAAUAGGAAGAGGCCUCAAGAGAUGAGAGCUAGGGACAGAGUCAGGGGCCGUUCUUAUGAUCGGAGGUACUCUCGCUCUAGGUCCCCUCCUUAUUCUAGGGGCCGUUCUCCUUCCCGCAGCUACUCAAGGUCUCCUUCACCUCCAAAUCCCAAACACAGGCUCAGGGAGAGGUCCUACUCCCGCUCACCUGUUGACAGCAGAUCGAGAAGCGGGAGCCCCUACGAGGAGGGAUACCGCAGAUCCUCACGAAGAGAGAGGUCUCUCUCUGUUACCGGAUGAAGUAGUGUGUUAUGAUCUAGAGCUACCGCUAUGAGUGAGCUCAUGGUACUUGCCUUGUCUUUCUGAACAAUACGGUGUGUGGUGCAUUCUAGAGUAUCAUUCCCAGUAGUAUCGACAAGCUAGCUAUGCUCUAUUGUUACUUCUUCAGAGUACACUCUACCUGGAGGAUUCAGAAUGCAGGUAUAUUGAUUCGGAGUACGGAGCUGCUGCGUUCAGGUCAGCAGUUCCGAAGUGAACACACCCUGUCGUGUGACUGCGUCGGGUAAAACAGGAAGGUGUCUGGUAUGAAUAAAGUUGGUUGGAUUGUGAUAGCUCA